AUGUGGUGUUCAAAGGUCGCCUUAGGUUGUCCUUUGAAUUUUGGAGAAAGGACACUUGAUGCCUACCUGAUAGUGUUCAAGCUGCUUAGGUUUGACAUCGUAUUGGGUAUGGAUUGGCUAUUUCAACACUUCACGAAUAUCAAUUGUCGGAGCUGUGUGGUUAGUUUUCAACUCCCUGGAGAGGACUACAUGAAAUUCGUGAAAAGUAACCUAAAGUCAAGACCCACGAUCAUAUCUGCGAUCCAAGCGAAGAAGGACGUGGCAAGUGGGGCAGAUGCCUAUUUGGUUCAAGUGGUGUCUAAACCAUCAGAGAAGAAGUCUGUAGCAGGAAUCCCAGUCGUUGAAGAGUUCUCUGAUGUCUUUGUAGAUGACCUCCUUGUAUUACCUCCUAUUCGCGAUGUCGAGUUUACUAUUGACCGGGAACCUGGAGCAGCUCUGAUGCACAAGGCUCCUUUCUGA
Molecule: messenger RNA, 459 nt
Organism: Juglans regia (Persian walnut)
Lineage: Eukaryota; Viridiplantae; Streptophyta; Magnoliopsida; Fagales; Juglandaceae
Exons: 1
Coding region: 1-459 (152 amino acids)
Source: RefSeq, a predicted model, not a curated record